GACAGUAUGGAGGCUCUUAUUUAUUCAUAUUCCAGACUCGCCCCCACUUUGCGUCAUGUGCCAAGCCUGAUCCAGCACGUUUGUGUUCUAAAGAUGUAGAGCACACCAGCGUCUGUGCCUGUGGUUUUGUCACGAACAGGAAUGCGCCGGCCUCAAGUCACUGUUUCCACCUGAAUUUCUGGCGUGUCCACACUGCAGGGAAAGGGAUGCAGAACGGAACCUUGUGGGCUUUUUGCUCAUUGGCGUGGCUGCCUGGGGCAAGGGCCUCGGUGUGGUGUCUAGCAUUCACAUCAUUGGAGGAGUCAUUGCUGUGGGAGUCUUCCUUCUCCUCAUCGCGGUGGCAGGACUGGUGGGCGCCGCGAACCACCAUCAAGUGCUGCUCUUCUUUUAUAUGAUCAUCCUAGGUUUGGUCUUCAUCUUCCAGUUUGGAAUCUCUUGCUCAUGUCUGGCUAUUAACAGAAACACACAGGCAGAUGUCAUCAAUGCUUCGUGGUCGGUCUUGAGCAACAGUACCCGGCAUGAACUGGAGAGAAGUUUUGACUGCUGUGGCUUGUUCAACCUUACAACCCUGCGCCUACAAGAUGAUACUUCCUGUAGUGCGGUGUGCAAAACUAAGAGCUCUACAUGCCAGAUGUGUGGGGAGAGGUUCCUUAAACAUUCAGACAAAGCCCUCAAGAUCCUAGGAGGUGUUGGGCUCUUCUUUAGUUUCACAGAGAUCCUUGGUGUUUGGCUAGCAAUGAGAUUCCGGAAUCAAAAGGACCCUCGAGCCAACCCCAGUGCCUUCCUAUGAGACUUUUGACCUCCCAGAUAGCAUCUCUGCAGCCUAGGCUGUUUCUAGCUAGCUCUGUAUCCAAGGAAGACCUUGAAUUCCAGACCCUCCUGCCUCAGCCUCCUGCUGGCAUCACCACACUCAGCCAGCCCCUGGAUCCUUCUGACUUGGCUUUGCCAUUUUUUUGUUUUUUGAGACAGGGUUUCUCUGUAUGGCCCUGGCUGUCCUGGAACUGUGUAAACUAGGCUGGCCUCAAACUCAGAAAUCCACCUGCCUCUGCCUCCCAAGUGCUGGGAUUAAAGGCGUACACCACCACUGCCUGGCCUUGCCAUCUUUACAAACACCUAGGGGUGGCCCUAUGGUUUUGUUUUAGAGAAAAGAGGUCCCUUACCUCACCCCCAAGAACUGGUGGUUGGACUUAUGUCUGUUUUGAUGGGAACACGAUUAUGGAUGAGGGGAGGUAGGCCUCGGGCCCUAGGAGGGUAACUGCACCCCCCCCCCAAGACCCUUGGCUUCAAGGACAGAGUCAGAACACCAAGAGAAAACCAGUUAUAACCCAGGGCCUCACAAGUGCUCGGCAAGCAUUUCUACCAAUCAGUUGUCAUUCCCAGCCCCACCUACAGUCUCAUCAAAGCAGGACCAGUGAACUUAGAAACUAAAGCCAUUUUGACCGAAUAUUCAAAGAAAGCAUUUCUCUCUGAUCUUGCCAGCCAAAGAGCUGGACUGCCUGCCUAGGUCCUUGCAGGGAACUUGUUUUCGUGUUUUUUUUUUGUUUGUUUGUUUUGUUUUCCCCAAGUCUCCCAGUGGCAAAGCCAAUUGGAAAAAACAUUAAAGAAAAAUAAAGACCAUA
Mus musculus (house mouse) is the source of this 1619-nucleotide messenger RNA. It is a transcript of the gene Tspan31, whose product is annotated as tetraspanin 31. Bases 392 to 790 code for a protein of 132 amino acids. NCBI's taxonomy places the organism in Eukaryota, Metazoa, Chordata, Mammalia, Rodentia, Muridae. The record is from RefSeq and is a predicted model, not a curated record. Gene Ontology annotation, cellular component: membrane. The transcript is spliced from 6 exons.